CCGAAGCUAUCGAGUAUUGCUGCACAGUCCAGCGAGAGAUUUUUCUACAUUGCCACUUGUUCCCUAUUCCUGCAAGACCAAUCAGAUUGCCGGAUUAUGCCUGAUUCGCGCUGUCGUCUGACUGUUUUUGACUCGACUCGAAUUGUCUACUGCGCUCGGGUCGUUUCGGCCUACUUGGUCCUGUGCAAUGUAUCUCACUGUUUUGUGCACACACAAGAGUGACUCAUACGAUUAGACCCCAAUUGUAAGCGCGCUUCCGCUCGCCAAAAAUGCCAUGCAUUCGCCUACUAGUACACAACACUGUGUGCUGUAUAUUGAACUGUGUACAUUUGCGCCUGCUGUUACCAUGUCGUGUACUGUAUGUACUGUAGAUGGUCUAUUAUAAGACUAUGUGUAUAUUCUACAGGGGGGUAGUCGGCCGGUUGCUAGCAGUAUGGACGACAGUGACGAUGAAUUUGAUCAGAUUGUCACUCCGGACAAUGAACUGGACAAGGCCUACCAGUGCUACCAAGAGGUGAAGUACAUCUCGGCAAUGACCGACGAGUUUGGCGUGGACGACGAACUCCGCUCCAACGAGGAGCUAUACAGUGGGACGUUUGAGAGGUUGAUGGGCAUCGGGUGCUCCGUGUCGGCCGAGGAGGAGCAGACCGAGUCUGCAGCUCUGUUUGAAGCUGCCUGUGCUGAGAAGAUACAGCAGUUUGAUGACUCUGAGAGUGACGAAGAGGAGUCCAGCACAUGGGCAGACAGGGAAGUCACAUUUACCUCUCCAAUGGAUAGACAAAGCAGUAUGAGCAGCGACGAGGACGAAGGCACCAACAGACAGAGGGAGUUUCAGACCAGUUUCGAGGAGGAGGCGAGCAAGUCUCCCCAGCAGAACAGGCUCGGUGCCACCGCCACUCCUGCUGUCCUCUCCCAGAUCACAGGGAAGGCCGGCGACGAUAGUAACAUGAUGGACAUCAGCAGCCCGUACAGCGACUUGGCGUCGUGGCAGAGCCCGGACGACCUCUCAGGAGUGACCCCCAUGGACACAGGGCGGGGAGAGUGGACAACAGUCAGCGAGAGCCGUACAGACACCACCCCUAGUCCUCCACAGGGCAACUGGGCCGACUUCUCCUCCUUCCCCACCCACAACAACCAGAGCCCUCAAGCUCAGAAAGGAUUAGAGAACUCAUCGGUACACGGAGCAGUGGCAGGAGCUGGAGCAGGCAGUCCUGGGGGAGACUCAGACAACGUCCUCUCUCCUCCAAGACACGACACGUCUCAGUACAGGUCUGCAGGCGUCUGUUGUAAACUAGUUUGUAACAAACAACCGCCCGGGCCUCAUUUCGUGUCAGAGUUACAGCCUUCCUUCUUAUUGUAUGUACGUGUAGAUUAUGUAAGCUAAAUUGCCUCCAUUACCUAGUCAAUUUGUUGUUGUUUACAAGCAUGCAUUGUUGUUUUAAUCCUGGAUAUACUGUAGUGUGUGCUCACAGUUUCUCUUUGCCCUUGUGAGAGAUUCGGUAGCGGGAGUGGUCGAGAGAGAGAAGGCUUUCGUGUACACUCAUCAGAGCUGUUUGCAAAACUUGGGUGGAAAUUAUUGUACAGCCUAUUAACUAGUUUAGCAAUUAUAGCAUUGAAUUAGUAUCCGCGAAAUGCAUAGUCUGUGAAGUUUUCACUCUUGGAGUGUUUUCCCCUUUACGGUGUGUGUUUGCCUCCUUGUGUCGGAUGUGUGAUGCAGUGUGAUAGAAGAGAGUCCAGGAGUGGCUGGUAAGGACAGGGUCAGGAGGUGGAGUGGUGGACAUGGAGAGCGUGGAGCUGACUGUCAUGGACGACAUUCACAUCCCCAGACUCACCACAGGUAGUGAGACGGGCCGCUGAGGACAAUGCCAACAACAGCAACUCUAGUGACGAGGAUGACAGCUCGGGCUC
Molecule: messenger RNA, 1908 nt
Organism: Geodia barretti
Lineage: Eukaryota; Metazoa; Porifera; Demospongiae; Tetractinellida; Geodiidae
Source: the annotation of a GenBank genome assembly